Molecule: messenger RNA, 487 nt
Organism: Manihot esculenta (cassava)
Lineage: Eukaryota; Viridiplantae; Streptophyta; Magnoliopsida; Malpighiales; Euphorbiaceae
Product: arabinogalactan protein 41-like
Exons: 2
Coding region: 106-303 (65 amino acids)
Source: RefSeq, a predicted model, not a curated record
CAAUGUAUUCACCAGCAAUCCACAAGUGUAGCUUUCUUCUUAAUUUGUUUUAGUAUAUAAUUGAGUUUCCUCUCUCACUCGAUCUUUUUCUCGAACACAUAAGAGAUGGCCGUUUGUAGAGUUUCAUUUGGAGUUUUGGUCGCCAUUGUUGCUCUCUUUGCCGUUGUCUUGCCUUUGGCUCAUGCCCAGUCCCCGGUUUCUGCUCCUUCUCCUUCUCCCACAAGCGACGGCACCACAAUAGACCAAGGAGUAGCAUAUGUUCUAAUGCUAGUGGCAUUGGUGCUCACAUACCUUAUUCACUGAUAUCCAACCUUCAACUUCAUCGUAAUUAGCUUCAAUUUAUUCUCUUCUAUUUUUGAGGAUGUGGGUAUUUGUCCAUUUGGAUUUAAGCCACCAACUCAUUUUCAUUUGGGCAGUGCAUUCUUUCUGCACUUCUUUUUUAUUAUUUUAUAUUAAUUUUCCAGUGAUCACUUCUUCUUUUUCUUUA